Messenger RNA from Phodopus roborovskii (desert hamster), 1853 nucleotides. RefSeq names its product ectonucleoside triphosphate diphosphohydrolase 5 (inactive) (gene Entpd5). The transcript is spliced from 15 exons. Bases 118 to 1479 code for a protein of 453 amino acids. The record is from RefSeq and is a predicted model, not a curated record. NCBI's taxonomy places the organism in Eukaryota, Metazoa, Chordata, Mammalia, Rodentia, Cricetidae. Gene Ontology annotation, molecular function: GDP phosphatase activity; UDP phosphatase activity. Gene Ontology annotation, biological process: nucleoside diphosphate catabolic process. Gene Ontology annotation, cellular component: membrane.
GGCGGGGCGGAGACCGCUCGGAGGAGGCUGGUGUCCGCGCCAGGGCGGCGCGCGCGUUCUUGGUUGGCACAGAGAUGAAGAGUAUCUUGGCUGAAUGUUUAAGCAGAAGGGAUCAUUAUGACCCUGCCCCUACAGGAGUGUGAACAACACUGCUUCAGCAGCAAAGGCUCAGGUCCACAUCUUGGGAAGGAUAUGGCCAGUUCCUGGGGUGCUAUCUUUUUCAUGCUGAUGAUAGCCUGUGUUAGCAGCACAGUCUUCUACAGAGAACAGCAGACUUGGUUUGAGGGUGUCUUCUUGUCUUCCAUGUGCCCCAUUAAUGUCAGUGCCAGCACCUUUUAUGGAAUUAUGUUUGAUGCGGGCAGCACUGGAACUCGGAUUCAUGUUUACACCUUCGUGCAGAAGACAGCCGGACAGCUCCCCUUUCUGGAAGGUGAAAUUUUUGAUUCUGUGAAGCCAGGACUUUCUGCUUUUGCAGAUCAACCCAAGCAGGGUGCUGAGACUGUUCAAGCACUCUUAGAGGUGGCCAAAGACUCAAUCCCCAGAAGUCACUGGAAAAGGACCCCAGUGGUUCUGAAAGCAACAGCCGGACUUCGCUUACUGCCAGAACAGAAAGCCCAGGCUCUGCUCCUGGAGGUAGAGGAGAUCUUGAAGCUGUCACCUUUCCUGGUCCCGGAUGACAGUGUCAGCAUCAUGGACGGGGCCUAUGAAGGCAUACUCGCUUGGGUUACUGUGAACUUUCUAACAGGUCAACUGCAUGGCCAUGGCCAGGAGACUAUGGGGACCCUUGACCUGGGGGGUGCCUCCACCCAGAUCACAUUUCUACCCCAGUUUGCGAAAACCCUGGAACAAACGCCUAGGGGCUACCUCACUUCCUUUGAGAUGUUUAACAGCACUUUUAAGCUCUACACACAUAGUUACCUGGGAUUUGGAUUGAAAGCUGCAAGACUGGCAACCCUGGGAGCCCUGGAAACAGAAGGGACGGAUGGACAUACUUUUCGAAGUGCCUGUUUACCUAGAUGGCUGGAAGCCGAGUGGAUCUUUGGGGGUGUGAAAUACCAGUACGGUGGCAACCAAGAAGGGGAGAUGGGCUUCGAGCCCUGCUAUGCAGAAGUGCUGAGGGUAGUGCAAGGAAAACUUCACCAGCCAGAAGAGAUUCGGGGAAGCUCCUUUUAUGCCUUCUCCUACUAUUAUGAUCGAGCUGCCGAUACACACUUGAUUGAUUAUGAAAAGGGGGGUGUUUUAAAAGUUGAAGAUUUUGAAAGAAAAGCCAGGGAAGUGUGUGAUAACCUGGACAGCUUCACCUCAGGCAGUCCCUUCUUAUGCAUGGAUCUCAGUUACAUCACGGCUUUAUUAAGAGAUGGCUUUGGCUUUGCAGAUGGCACCCUCUUACAGCUCACAAAGAAAGUGAACAACAUAGAGACAGGCUGGGCUCUGGGGGCCACCUUUCACCUGCUGCAGUCUCUGGGCAUCUCCAGCUGAGGCUAAGCAUAUCCUCGGAAGCCUGUGUUUCAGAACUUUUUUUUUUACAGGAAGGAGAGGACUCAGGCAUUUUCUGAACUACUCUGGAGAAAGCCUGGACUGAAACCCAUUGACUGGCUUUCUUAGGAGGGAGGGUUUAUAGAUGAGUGUUGCCUCUUGAGCCUAGUGAUUUGGGCUUAAUUAAUUUUGCACAUCUAAUGUGAACAGCUCCCUAACCACUUGGCAGGUGCACAGCCGGUGCCAGAGUGCAAAUCUUUUGAGAUUCUUUGUAUGUCACAGAGUCUUGUGAAAAAAAAGGAGUAAGUUUCAAACUCCAUGUUAGAUUGAAAGUUCAGAGAUGGGUCCCUGGGAACCAAAGAAAAAUCUCAUUUCAA